This is a messenger RNA of Medioppia subpectinata, 2994 nucleotides long. The record is from the annotation of a GenBank genome assembly. NCBI's taxonomy places the organism in Eukaryota, Metazoa, Arthropoda, Arachnida, Sarcoptiformes, Oppiidae.
UCUCCCAUAUAUAGACUGUCAAUAAUACGCGAAGAGAUCGGCGCCGACAGCCUAUUGAUGGUCGACGCGAACCAGAGGUGGGACGUCGACGAAGCGAUCGCAUGGAUGAAACAGUUGACUGACUUUGGCCUCCUCUGGAUAGAGGAGCCCACCUCUCCGGACGACGUGUUAGGACACGCGCGCAUCGCACAGGCACUGAAACCGUACGGCAUAGGAGUGGCGACCGGCGAGCAGUGCCAGAAUCGGGUGCUCUUCAAACAGUAUCUUCAGGCACAGGGACUACAGUUCCUGCAAAUCGAUUCGUGCCGUUUGGGUGGCGUUAACGAGAUUUUGUCCAUUAUAUUAAUGGCCCAUAAGUUUGGAGUGCCUGUGUGUCCGCACGCGGGAGGCGUAGGUCUGUGCGAAUACGUACAGCACCUGUCAAUGUGGGACUACGUGUCGGUCAGCGGCUCAACCGAUAACCGUAUGAUUGAAUACGUGAGACAUUUGAGCGAACACUACACAUACCCGGCGUCGGCCACUCGGGGCCGAUAUGUGGCGCCCAAACAUCCCGGCUAUGGCUGCGAAAUGAAGGCGGCGUCCAUUCAAUACUAUGAGUUCCCUAACGGCACUAUAUUUGAGGGAAACAAAGCCAUAGUACAAGUGGGUGAUCCGGAUCUUAUCAAACAAAUACUGGUCACUGAUUUUCACGUGUUUGCUGGCCGUCGAGGCAUCGGUAAUGUGCGGCACCCGAUCAUGGAUUUGACUCUCGUGGCGGCCAAAGGGGACGACUGGCGACGGAUCCGAUGGAUAGUGAGCCCAACGUUCACCCCCAAGAAGAUGAAGCGCAUGUAUCCGCUGGUGAGACAAUCGUUGGCCACAUUUCUAGACACUUUGGACACGUAUGCGGUCAACAAGCGGGAGAUCAACGCUAAGGACAUGUAUGGCUGUUAUGCUAUGGAUGUGAUCGCGAACUGCGCUUUCGCUACGAAAACCAAUUCAUUAAAAGACCCAAACAAUCAAUUUUUAAUGAACGCCCGGAAAGUGUUUUCGCCGCCCGUAUGGCGAGUAUUGAUUGGCUUUUUAUUGCCUACAAAUGCGUUGAAUUUCCUAAACAUUAGGACAUUGUUUGAGGAAAAGUCGUUGGAUUUCUUCAGCCAAACAAUGCGUGAAAUUAUUAAAACCCGGAAGAAAUCGGAGACAAAAUUCAAUGAUUUUGUGGAACUCCUGAUGAAAGCGAAGGAAAGAAGUGAUGGAAACAGAGAUGAGAGCGAUAGACAUGAAGACCAUUAUAUCAAUGAGGAAAACGACGAGAAAAAGAAAGUAUUGGAUAACAAUUUGACACCAAUUAAGUGCUUAACCGAAGACGAGGUCUUAGCGCAAGGCUUUUCGUUCUUCGCGGCCGGCUUUGAGACCACGUCCUCUACUCUGUCCUUCUGUUCCUAUGAAUUGGCACUCAAUCCAGACGUUCAGCAAAAACUAUACGAAGAAGUGAUGUCUUCGGUGGACACAAACGGAGAGAUUGAUUACGAAGUGUUGACAAAACUGCCGUUUUUGGAUGCAGUCAUUACAGAGACACUAAGACUGCACUCAACAGCGCUUAAACUUACGAGAAAAGCGGCCGAAGACUACCGAUUGGGUGACACCGGGAUUACUAUCCCAAAGGGAGAUAUCGUUGAGAUACCAAUCCAUGCCAUCCAUCACUCGGAGGAAAUAAUAGACCAUAAUGAUUACGUGAAGAACCCGCACCCGAUUGUGUGUUACUUUGGCAGUUGGGCAUGGUACCACGAAGCCGAGCGUUUUGACAUCGAUGAUGUGAAUUACGAGUUAUGCACUCAUAUUAACUAUGGUUUCGCAAAAAUUGAUGAAUAUAAUUAUACAAUACAAAUGUUUGAUCCAUACCUCGAUUACACACACUUUCAGGCGUACCAGAGAUUCAUUGACCUGAAGAAGAAGAACCCGAACUUAACGACAAUGAUAUCGUUGGGCGGUUGGAAUGAGGGGUCGGAGAAGUACUCAGAUAUGGUUACCAACACUGAUAUGAGGCGCAGAUUUGUGAGAAGUGUUGUCGACUUUUUGGAUGAACAUAACUUCGAUGGCCUGGACUUGGAUUGGGAACAUCCGGGCAGUAGAGGUGGCGCUGCGACUGACAAACAAAAUUAUGUCAAACUAUUGGAGGAAUUGCGGGAAGCGUUUGAACCGAAGGGAUAUCUACUGACGGCCGCCAUAUCGGCCUCAAAGGAGACAAUAAACGGGGCAUUUGUUGUGCCAAAACUAAACGAACUGCUCGAUUGGGCCAAUAUAAUGACAUACGACUACCAUGGUGGUUUUGAUAACUAUAUCGGACACAACGCCCCUCUCUAUAAGAGACCUGACGAGACUCCGGACUUGGAAAAGCAAUUGCAUACGGAUUACACACACUUUACUGUCGACUAUUCAAUCAAUUAUUACCUAAGUCUGGGUCUGUCUAAGGAUAAGAUGGUAAUGGGAGUGCCCUUCUAUGGCAGGGGUUGGACUCUUCUGGACGCCCAGCACAACCAUAUCCACGACGAGGCAAAGGGUAUGUCACCCGCCGGUUGGAUAGGGGGUGAGCCCGGAGUGUUGGGCUAUAACGAGUUGUGUCAAAUGUUUAAGAAAAAUGCCAGCGAUUGGCAGCACUCUAAUGACAGCCAUUAUUUGGCUCCGUAUUCGUGGACUAAAGACACGUUUAUUGGACACGAAGACAAGGAGAGCCUUCAGUGCAAAAUCGCGUACUUGAAGGCCAAGGGGUUGAAGGGAGCGAUGGUGUGGGCGCUGGAAAACGACGACUUCAAGGGUCGUUGCGGUGACGGAAAGUAUCCUUUACUUCAAACCGUGUAUUCAAUGCUUAACGGAGACGACAAACACUCAAUGCAAUGCCCCUAUGGAGAGGUGAUUCCAACUACGGCUCCGCCAACAACCACUCCCAAACCCACAUCCCCUACAACUAAACCCACUGAUCCGCCGACAACCUCACCAACUCCUACCCCAACNUAA